This is a messenger RNA of Spodoptera exigua (beet armyworm), 2110 nucleotides long. NCBI's taxonomy places the organism in Eukaryota, Metazoa, Arthropoda, Insecta, Lepidoptera, Noctuidae. The record is from the annotation of a GenBank genome assembly.
AAAAAUAUUAGAAAGUUUACAAAUAUUCCAUUAAAAUGGCAAAGUGGGAAGUCCAGGGAAAGACUUUUUUGAUAACCGGAGGAGCGUCUGGCUUGGGGUCUUUAUACGCUGAGGCUUUUCUCAAGAAUGGGGCAAAGAGUGUAGCCAUUUUAGAUAUUGCUGUGGAGACUGGCACAGCGACAGUUGAACGCCUUAACAAAAGUUAUGGCAAUAAAGUGAUAUUCGUGAAAUGUGACGUGAGCAAGGAGGAGGACAUCGUGAGCGCGUGGGACGCCGUGCUCGCUCAGUUCAAGCAGGUUGACGUCAUCAUCAACAAUGCUGGUAUCAUGGUUGACACUCUUAACAUGUGGAGAACUGCUUCUGAUGUCAAUUGGCAAGGAUUGGUCUCCUUUACAAUGAAAGGCAUCAGUCACAUGAGGAAGGAUGAGGGCGGAGCUGGUGGUACCAUCAUCAACAUAUCUUCAACUGCUGCUCUAGGAAAACCUGGAGCAUUGCCUAUCUACAGCGGUAGCAAAAUGGCUGUUCUACACUUCGGUCAAUGUUUAACCAUGGAACCAUUCUAUGACCUUACGGGCAUUCGAAUCCUCACAAAAUGUCUUGGAGCCACUGAUACACCUUUACUACAUAACCUGGAAACAAAAGCAUACGACCCCAAAGUUGGAAGGCUUUUAGUUCAGACCGUUGAAACUCAAGGAAUCAUAUUCCAAAAAACUGAGUUCGAUAUUGUGCCCGUGGAGUCAACAAAGAACAAGACUCCGGUGUUGCAUGUGAACUCCUCAGUAGCUUUGGAAUCGUGGUGUGUGAAACAUGUAUAUAAUUACUGCUACGGGGACUUGAUAGAGGAUUUCCUGACGCAUCCAAAGCGGCGACUCAGUAGGGUAUCAAGUCUGACCUACAAAAGAAUCAUGUUGCUUUUGAAUCCUACACUUCUGAUCAAUCCUGAUGUGACUACACUAUGGAAUAAGAGAAGGGAAUUGAUGUCUAAGAGGUUUCUGGACUGGGUUGCAGAGAUGCAGUUUACUAGACUGGUGCUUUCACGGAAACCAAAAUGUAAUGAUGCCUUUUCAUACCGGAGAUUUGUGAUUGAUCAUGUGAUGAGAGAAACAUCUGAGCGCCCACCGCACUUUGUGAGUACAAUAUUAGAAGAUGAAUUGGAAGUCUGCACUAUGACUGCAGACAAGUGCCCAAAUAACUACCAUAGUUGGGAUCAUCGCAGGUGGGCACUGGAGUUUGCAUGGAAGUAUAGGGCUGAGGUUGACAGUACUCUCAUUUUCUACAAUGAAUACAAAUUCAUUGUGAGUUGGACUGGUCAUCAUGUCUCAGAUUACAGCUGCUUUCAUUACCGGCAGUAUUGUCUCAAGAAGCUUAACCUACUAGAUGAAAGAUGGCCAGUAUUUGAGAAAAUGCUUGAGGCUGACUUGCGUGAGAAUGUUCAGAAGUUCAUAGAAACUCGUGAUCCAGCUCAGAAGACUAGCAAAAGCUUUAAGAAGACUAUUGAGGAUGAAGACAUUAUUGCUUACCUAUUUGACUAUGUUCCCAAUGAAUGCAGUUGCUACACUAAAUUCUAUGAAACAUGCAGAAAAAUAGAAAUUUACAUCUAUGAGCUAACACAAAACAAUGACUUUGUGAAGUAUUACAAAUAUCAUGAGGCUCUUUGGUACCAUCGGCGAUUUAUAGUGACCGAGAUCUUGACUACUAUGUAUGACUUCUUUGAAAUAGAAAGGGUUAAUGGCAAACUGGCUAGGAAGAAACUAUCGCCGGAUCAGAUGGAAGCAUUACAGAAAUGCAAAAAAUGUGGCAGUAGGUAUAGCGAAGUAACGAAAAAGGAGCUAGACUGGGUGUACCAUUGUCCACUAUUUAAAAUUUUGAUUCAACAUGAAAAGGAAGUAGUAGCUGAAAGGCGAAAAGAUAUGGACAAGCAUGCUGGUAGACACGAGAACUAUUUAAAGUGCGUACAUGGCUUAGCCGCACAUUAUUAAACUGCUAUCUUUUCUUUUUAAACUUGAGACUGGACUGGAGCUUUGCAUCAUAGAGCAGCAUAGAGGUUGUAGUUACAGACAAACCAAUAGCAAUUGUCUAUCAAAUAAGUGCAGUUUUAAUUUAAAACAAU